This is a messenger RNA of Myotis davidii, 576 nucleotides long. RefSeq names its product GTPase, IMAP family member 2 (gene GIMAP2). Lineage: Eukaryota; Metazoa; Chordata; Mammalia; Chiroptera; Vespertilionidae. The annotation marks the transcript as partial. Gene Ontology annotation, cellular component: endoplasmic reticulum. Gene Ontology annotation, molecular function: GTP binding. The transcript is spliced from 2 exons. The record is from RefSeq and is a predicted model, not a curated record.
AUUCAGAACUAAAAGUAAUAGGUUGUUGUUGCUGUUUUAUUGGUCUCCUGUCUCUCUGUCCCUCAGGAGCCGCAAUGGACCAAAAUCAAUGCGGCUACUCGGGACCCUAUAUAAAGAACCAACCCAGCAGAGGAUCAGAGCUGAGAGUCAUCCUGGUGGGCAAAACAGGAACAGGUAAAAGUGCCACAGGGAACAGCAUCCUGGGGAAGCAAGCCUUUGUGUCCCAGCUGUGCGCCCAGGCCUUCACUAAGACCUGCAGUGAAAGUCGAGGAAGCUGGGGUGAGAGAGAGAUGGUCAUCAUUGACACACCAGAUAUAUUUUCUGAGAAGGGCCACUCUGAUCUGUACACAGAGGUGCAGAGGUGCUACCUGCUGUCGGCCCCAGGACCCCAUGUGCUACUCCUGGUGACGCAGCUAGGCCGAUUCACCACCCAGGACCAGCAGGCCGCACAGAGGGUCAAGGAGAUCUUUGGAGAGGAUGCCAUGAAACACACAAUUGUCCUCUUCACCCACAAGGAAGACCUCGAUGGAGGCUCCUUGAUGGAUUACAUCUACGACUCAGAAAAUAAAGCCCUAG